Molecule: messenger RNA, 933 nt
Organism: Psammomys obesus (fat sand rat)
Lineage: Eukaryota; Metazoa; Chordata; Mammalia; Rodentia; Muridae
Gene: CUNH6orf15
Product: chromosome unknown C6orf15 homolog
Exons: 2
Coding region: 1-933 (310 amino acids)
Biological process (GO): extracellular matrix organization
Cellular component (GO): extracellular matrix
Source: RefSeq, a predicted model, not a curated record
AUGCAGGGCCUCGCAGGUGGGAGCCUCGCUCCCCUGGGCCUGCUCCUCAUCUGUCUGUACCUGCCAGGCCUCUCUGCGCGGAGCAUUGGGGCACCGGAGGAGAAAGCCUCCCCGCGUUCGGGACAACCUUCCUUCACCAGCCUCUCCAGCUCCGGGCAGCCUCAGCCCAAGCUCGAUCCCCUCAAUAAUGAGUUACCAAGGGCUCUUCCAAGGCUCGGUGACUCCCCGCCAGGCGGCGCUGGAUCUGAGGGGCCCAGAGGGCCUCCCUUCUGGAGCCCGUCCCCCUGGCUCUCAGAGGACCCUCAGCAAGGCGUGGCUGCUGCUGCCCAGGAGGCCGGGGACUACUUGGAGCAGGAGCCGCCGGAAGCCCUGCCAUACCUUCCCGGAGGCGGUCCUCUGCCCGUGGCUUCCUUUGCCCACGUCAGGCAACCCUCACCAGAGACUUCCCGGCCUCAGGACUCAGAGCCCACAUGGCAGCCCGGCUCCGGUCCACCGGGAUCUGAGGCAGAAGCCCUUGCCCAGGGCCCGUUCUGGUUCCUCACCCACAGCUUUCUGCCUGCUUUACCCGGGAGCAGCCUAAAUGCCAGAGCAUCUUGGGGAGGUGGAGGGGCUGGAACCGGGUGGGGAGCCAGGCCCAUGCCAUACCCUUCUGGAAUAUGGGGUAGCAAUGGUCAAGGAUCAGGUGCUAAAUUGGGGGUUAAUGGCCGGAACCCAGUAGGCAUCUGGGGGGGUAAUGGCCGGUUCCCAGCAGGCGUCUGGGGGGGUAAUCGCCUGUACCCGGCAGGCGUCUGGGGGGGUAAUCGCCUGUACCCGGCAGGCGUCUGGGGGGGUAAUCGCCUGUACCCGGCAGGCGUCUGGGGGGGUAAUCGCCUGUACCCAGCAGGCGGCUGGGGGGGUAAUCGCCUGUACCCAGCAGGCGGCUGGGGGGCGUAA